UCUGGCACCAAAUUAGUGAGAGUGCAUUCGCCGACAGGCUGGCGUCACCAAGGAAGGAAACCUUUUCUGUUACAACGACGUCGUUUCGUCAUCUUUCUCUCGCUUCAUAGUUCUCUUUCCCCGCCAGAUCUCAAUUUCCCUUUCUCCGAACUCCUCGACGAAGAAACAUGGCCUCAUUUAUCAGGCUAGACGAUUCCCCCAUGUUCCACAAACAGGUGCGAUCUCUGGAGCAGACAUCGGAUGAGUUAAGAGAUCGAUGCCAGAAGUUGUACAAAAGCUGUAAGAAGUACACGGAUAUGCUAGGUGAAGCAUUCAAUGGUGACAUGAGCUUUGCUGCAUCGUUAGAAGCCUUUGGUGGUGGGCUUGAUGAUCUUCUUGGAGUAUCCAUUGGAGGUCCAGUUUUAUCAAAAUUUAUCAAUGCGCUACGUGAGCUUGCUACAUACAAGGAAUUUCUCCGUUCUCAAGUUGAGCAUGUUCUUGUGGACCGCCUGUCUCAAUUCUUGUCUGUAGAUUUGCAAGAUGCAAAGGAGUCCCGUCGCCGGUUUGACAAGGCCAUAUAUACGUAUGACCAGUCACGGGAAAAGUUUUCUUCUUUGAAGAAAACAGCACGGGAUGAAGUUGUUGCUGAAUUAGAAGAAGACCUACAAAACUCAAAGUCAGCAUUUGAAAGGAGUCGCUUUAAUUUGGUAAAUGCUCUCACGAAUGUUGAAGCUAAAAAGAAAUUUGAGUUCUUAGAAUCUUUUAGUGCAAUUAUGGAUGCACACUUACGGUACUACAAAUUGGGGUUCAACCUACUGAACCAAAUGGAGCCAUUCAUUCACCAGGUGUUGACAUAUGCACAGCAAUCAAAGGAGCAGGCGAAAAUAGAACAAGAUAAACUUGCUAAAAGGAUCCAGGAGUUUAGGACACAAUCAGAGCUGAACCAGUUGCAGGCAUCAAAUAAUUUGGCAACCUCCUCAAAUGCUGUUGGGUUGAAUGGAUACCGCGUGGAUGCUUAUAAGAGCAAGGAUGCAAUUAUACUGGCCACUUCUAAAGGUGAGGUCCAGACGAUCAAGCAGGGGUAUCUUUUAAAAAGAUCUUCAAGCCUCAGAGCAGAUUGGAAGAGGAGAUUCUUUGUACUUGACAGUCAGGGGACUUUAUAUUAUUACAGAAACAAAGGUGUCAGACCAGGGGUUUCUCCUUCACUGCAUCCUUCCCACCCACCUGAGAAUAAUCAUCGUGUAUUUGCUAGAUUCCGAUCAAGGCACCACCGAGAAUCAUCUAUGGGUGAAGAAAGCUUAGGCUGUAGCACAGUGGAUUUGCGUACUUCAACAAUUAAGAUUGAUGCUGAGGAUACUGAUUUACGACUAUGCUUUCGAAUAAUUUCACCAAUCAAAACUUACACAUUACAGGCUGAAACUGAAGCUGAUAGGCUUGACUGGAUGAACAAAAUCAGAGGAGUCAUUGCAUCCCUCUUGAAUUCUCACCUGCACCAGUUAGAUAUGGGGAAUAUUGGUGAUGAUACCUCCGGUGCGUCUUUUAAUCAACAAUUUGAUAUUGCUGGAAGCACUUCAGAUGACACAAGAGUCAACCGAGCUGAUUCUGUCUCCAGGAUCCUGAGAGAAGUUCCUGGGAAUGACCAAUGUGCUGAAUGCAGUGCUUCAGGACCGGAUUGGGCAUCUCUGAAUCUUGGCGUAUUAAUAUGCAUCGAGUGCUCAGGGAUCCAUCGUAAUCUUGGAGUUCACAUAUCUAAGAUUAGGUCAGUCACCUUGGAUGUCAAAGUUUGGGAACCUACUGUCUUGGAAUUAUUCCAGAUACUGGGUAAUACAUACUGCAAUUCUGUCUGGGAGGAGUUGCUUCCUCUGCACAAAAACUUAAAUAUGGAGAGUGAAGGCCCGGCUGUUACCAAACCAGGCCCAGAGGAUACAUCUCAUCAAAAGGAGUUAUACAUUCAAGCAAAGUAUGUAGGCAAACUGCUUGUAAAUAAAGAAGCUGGCACACCCAGAAAUCUGUCUGCUUCCACCAUCUGGGAGGCAGUUAGAAGCAACAAUCUGCGUGAAGUGUAUCGACUCACUAUAGCAUCAGAUCAUAAUAUAGUCAACUCAACCUACGAAGACAUGGUUGCCUGCGGUUCGCACAAUGAUGACAUGGGUUCAAAUGAAUGCUCCCAUGAUACUAAAAUAAAACAGUCCGAUCCAGCGACAUGCGAGAGGAUAAACUCUUCUGGUGAUCCCGGUAGCUGUCUGCAGGGUUGUUCUUUAUUGCAUUUGGCAUGCCAUGGUGGAAGUUUGGUUAUGCUGGAGCUGUUGUUGCAGUUAGGUGCUGAGGUGAAUAAGCAUGACUAUCAUGGCAGAACUCCUCUGCAACAUUGCAUCAUGAAGGGAAACAAUGUGAUGGCAAAGUAUUUGCUAAGAAGAGGUGCACGGGCGUCUAUAAAGGAUGGUGGAGGCUGCACUGCUUUAGAAAGGGCCAUGGAGAUGGGAGCAAUAACUGAUGAGGAGCUCUUCAUCUUGCUUGCAGAGAGUGAGUGACUUGGAGGGCGUGGACAAGUUCUCUCCGCGCGUUUGGAUGAAUUUGUGACAAACCUGCCCAGAAAAUUGAGAUCGGCAAUGAGAAUCUGAAUGCAUAGUUUGAUGUGAGACUUUUGAGGACAUGAUUCCUCUUGCAAGAACACAAGUAUAUAGUGGAAAUCGGAACGAAGAUAUACAUAUCUCAAACUUUAAAGUAGCCAUUUUGAGCUGUGUUUUUUUGUCUUUAGUUACAAUGGCAUGUAUGAGCAGUUUCUUUGUGACCGUUUCACUUCUAUGUGAGUGUUGUCUGUUAAUUUUUAUAAUCACUUUUGAAUUUGAACAGAUGAUUUAUCGGUGUAUAUUAUUUGGGGACACUAUGCAAGCGGGCUUGACUGCUAAAUUAGGGUUUGAUUGCAAA
Salvia hispanica is the source of this 2907-nucleotide messenger RNA. RefSeq names its product ADP-ribosylation factor GTPase-activating protein AGD4-like. Gene Ontology annotation, molecular function: protein binding; GTPase activator activity. Lineage: Eukaryota; Viridiplantae; Streptophyta; Magnoliopsida; Lamiales; Lamiaceae. The record is from RefSeq and is a predicted model, not a curated record. Gene Ontology annotation, cellular component: cytoplasm.